UGUCUCGCCAUUUUUGUUGUUAGCUGCUGUUAAUGAGGCGCUCUUCACAAAUUUGAACAUUUUCCGAGUUUUUAAGAGAGUCGGAUACCAGAAGAGGCCGCAGACAUGUCUGAGUUUAUUGAGAGUGAGGCAGAGGAAUCUGAGGAAGAGUUUGAAGAAAAGGAUUUAAAGCCCAAGAAGACUCAGAGGUUUUUGGAAGAUGAUGAUGAUGAAGAGGAAGAAGAGAACACAGAGGAUCAGGAUGAACACGGAAACCUAAAAGGAUUAAUUGAUGACGACAAUGUGGAAGAAGAGGAGGAGGAUGGAAAUCGCAGCGGGGCAGGCGGCAGCGACUCUGAAGAGGAAGUUCGCCACCGCCGCAGAAAGAGGAGUUAUGAUGACUACCUGGAUGAUGAUGAUCUUGACCUUAUCGAAGAGAACUUGGGAGUUAAAGUCAAAAGGAGGAAAAAGAAGUACUCUAGAUUGAAAACUAUAGAAGACGAAGGUGAAGAUGAUGAUAAAGACCAAAUUGCAGAUGAGAUCUUUACUGGUGACGGUGAUGGAGAGGCAGAGGAAGCAGAACCUGGAGAAAUGCUCCAAGCAGAUGACGAUGAGGAAGAAGAGGGAGAUGAAUCUGAUAUUGAUGAUUUUAUUGUUGAUGAUGAUGGACAGCCCAUCACUAAAAAACACAGAAAGAAGUUUUCUGGCUACACUGAUGCUGCUUUACAAGAGGCCCAAGAGAUCUUUGGCGGCGACUUUGACUUUACCGAGUUUGACCCGGAGACAUUUGAUCAUGCUGAGGAAGAAGAGGAAGACCAAGAUGAUGAAGCUUGGGAUCGACCAAAGAAGCAGACCAAGAGAAAAGUGGGUCGUCGUAGCAUCUUUGAAAUCUAUGAGCCCAGUGAGCUGGAGAGCAGCCACAUGACUGACCAAGACAAUGAAAUACGUUCUACAGACAUGCCCGAAAGGUUCCAGUUACGUGCUAUGCCUGUCAAGCCUGCUGAGGAUGAUGAACUGGAAGAAGAAGCUGAGUGGAUCUACAGAAAUGCUUUCUCAACACCCACCAUUUCCAUGCAGGAAAAUGCGGACUACCUGGACCGUGGCACCACAACAAACUUUAGCAGACGAGGCCCAAGUACCAUUGCCAAGAUCAAGGAGGCACUUAACUUUAUGAGGAACCAGCACUUUGAGGUUCCCUUUAUUGCUUUCUACAGGAAAGAAUAUGUGGAACCAGAGCUCAACAUUAAUGAUCUGUGGAGGGUGUGGCAGUGGGAUGAGAAGUGGACCCAGUUGAGAACACGUAAGCAGAACCUGACACGUCUCUUCCAGAGGAUGCAGUCAUAUCAGUUCGAACAGAUCUCAGCUGACCCAGAUAAACCCCUCGCUGAUGCUAUUCGUCCACUGGAUACAGCUGAUUUGGAAAGGCUAAAAGAUGUCCAGUCUAUAGACGAGCUGGGAGACGUGUACAACCACUUCCUGCUCUAUUAUGGGCGAGACAUUCCAAAGAUGCAGAAUGCUGCCAAAUCCACCAAGAAAAAGCUGAAGAAGAUCAAGGAGGUGUCAGAGGAAGAUGGUGAGGAAGCUGAGGUGGAACGGGAGGAGGAAGAGGAGCAUAAGGGGCCUGAUCUGAAACUAGCUUCACGUAGAGACAUGUACAGCAUCUGCCAGGGUGCUGGACUCGAUGGACUAGCAAAGAAGUUUGGUCUCACUCCUGAACAGUUUGGUGAAAACUUGCGUGACAGCUACCAGAGACACGAGACUGAACAGUUUCCUGCAGAGCCCUUGGAGCUGGCUAAAGAUUACGUCUGCAGUCAAUUUAACACACCAGAAGCUGUUCUGGAGGGCACACGCUACAUGGUGGCUAUGCAAAUUGCCCGUGAGCCUCUUGUCAGGCAUGUGCUAAGACAGACUUUCCAGGAAAGGGCCAAGAUCAAUAAUAAGCCCACUAAGAAGGGCAAGAAGGACAUUGAUGAGGCACACUACGCAUACUCGUUCAAGUACCUGAAGAACAAACCCGUGAAAGAGCUGAGUGGAGAUCAGUUUCUCAAGAUGUGCUUAGCAGAGGAUGAGGGGCUGCUCACCAUAGACAUCGCCAUUGAUCUGGUUGGGGUUAAAGGGUACAGUGGUGAUCAAACAUAUUUUGAUGAAAUAAAGCAGUUCUACUACAGAGAUGAGUUCAGUCACCAGGUGCAGGAGUGGAACAAGCAGAGAACGCUGGCCAUCGAACGUGCCCUUCAGCAGUUCCUCUAUCCCCAGAUGGCCAAAGAGCUGAAGAAUAAGCUUGUUGCUGAAGCCAAGGAAAAUAUAAUUAAGUCAUGCUGCAAGAAACUGUAUAACUGGCUGAAAGUGGCUCCAUACAGACCAGACCAGCAAGUGGAGGAGGAUGAUGACCUGAUGGAUGAGACACAAGGCAAAGGGAUCCGUGUGCUUGGAGUGGCCUUUGCCUCUGGCAGAGAUACACCUGUUUUCUGUGCUCUGAUCAAUGGUGAAGGCGAGGUUGUAGACUUUCUCAGACUUCCUAACUUCUUGAAAAGACGGAAUGCAUGGAGAGAGGAGGAACGGGAGAAAAAGCUCCAAGACAUUGAAAACCUAAAGAAGUUCCUUCUUAGCAAGAAACCACAUGUUGUGGCUGUUGCUGGUGAAAAUCGAGAUGCUCACAUGGUAAUGGAGGACAUCAAGCGCACAAUCAGUGAACUGGAACAAGACUCACCUUUACCUGCAGUUGGAGUCGAGUUGAUGGACAAUGAGUUGGCUAUGCUGUACAUGAACAGCAAUAAGUCUGAGACGGACUUUAGAGACUACCCUCCUCUUCUUCGCCAGGCCGUGUCCGUGGCCCGCAAGAUUCAGGACCCUCUGGUAGAGUUUGCCCAGGUGUGCAGCAGCGAUGAGGACAUUCUUUGCCUCAAACUGCAUCCUCUGCAGGAGCAUGUGGUGAAAGAAGAAUUGCUAAGUGCUCUUUAUUGUGAGUUUAUUAACCGGGUGAAUGAGGUUGGUGUAGAUGUGAACCGAGCCAUUGCUCAUCCUUACACACAGAGCCUAGUCCAGUAUGUCUGUGGUUUGGGACCGAGAAAAGGCUCUCAUCUGCUCAAGAUCCUUAAACAAAACAACACUAGGUUGGAAAAUCGAACUCAGCUUGUGACCAUGUGCCAUAUGGGACCCAAAGUAUUUAUUAACUGUGCUGGUUUCAUCAAAAUUGACACAGCCUCCCUUGGAGACAGCACUGACUCGUAUAUCGAGGUUCUGGAUGGCUCUCGUGUGCAUCCUGAGACUUACGAGUGGGCACGUAAAAUGGCGGUGGAUGCACUGGAGUACGAUGAGUCAGCAGAAGAUGCUAAUCCAGCUGGAGCAUUGGAAGAGAUUCUGGAGAAUCCAGAGAGGCUGAAGGAUCUAGAUCUUGAUGCCUUUGCUGAAGAGCUGGAGAGACAGGGUUAUGGCAACAAGGGAAUCACACUAUAUGAUAUCCGUGCAGAGCUCAGCUGUAGGUAUAAAGACCUUCGAGCACCAUACAGACCCCCGAACACAGAGGAAGUGUUUAACCUUCUCACUAAGGAAACCCCUGAGACUUUCUAUAUAGGUAAGCUUAUCACCAGUGUUGUGACCGGCAUUGCUCACAGAAGGCCGCAGGGUGAAAGUUACGAUCAGGCCAUUCGUAAUGAUGAGACUGGAUUAUGGCAGUGUCCUUUCUGCCAGCAAGACAACUUUCCUGAGCUUAGUGAGGUGUGGAACCACUUUGACAGCGGUUCCUGUCCCGGUCAGGCUAUUGGUGUAAGAUCUCGUCUAGAUAAUGGUGUCAUGGGUUUUAUUCCCACAAAAUUUCUCUCAGACAAGGUGGUUAAGCACCCAGAAGAGAGGGUCAAGGUUGGCAUGACUGUGCACUGUCGUAUUAUGAAGAUCGAUAUUGAAAAGUUCAAUGUGGACCUUACCUGUCGAACGUCAGACCUCAGUGACAAGAACAAUGAAUGGAAGCUUCCUAAAGACACCUACUAUGACUUUGACGCUGAAUCUGAGGACAACAAACAAGAAGAGGAACUGAAAAAGAAACAGCAGAGAACCACGUAUAUCAAGCGUGUCAUUGCCCACCCAUCGUUCCACAACAUUAACUUUAAACAGGCAGAGAAGAUGAUGGAGUCGAUGGAUCAGGGUGAUGUUGUGAUCAGGCCCAGCAGUAAAGGAGAGAACCACCUGACUGUAACCUGGAAGGUAGCAGAUGGAAUCUACCAACAUGUUGACGUGCGUGAGGAGGGCAAAGAGAACGCUUUCAGCCUGGGACACACACUGUGGAUUAAUACUGAGGAGUUUGAAGAUCUGGAUGAAAUCACAGCCCGUUAUGUGCAGCCUAUGGCUGCUUUCGCGCGGGAUCUGCUCAGCCAUAAGUACUUCCAGGAGUGCAACGGUGGAGACAGAAAGAAAAUGGAAGAGAUUCUUAUAAAGUCUAAGAAAGAUAAGCCCACAUUUAUCCCCUACUUUGUUUCUGCCUGCAAAGACCUGCCAGGAAAGUUCCUGCUGGGUUACCAGCCUAGAGGAAAGCCAAGGAUAGAGUAUGUAACCAUCACUCCAGAUGGGUUUAGGUAUCGCUCCCAAAUAUUCUCCACAGUCAAUGGGCUCUUCCGCUGGUUUAAGGACCACUACCAGGAGCCUGUGCCAGGUGUCACGCCGAGCAGCAGUAGCAGACUGCGAACUCCAGUUUCUGUGAACGCAACUCCUGCCAACAUUAACUUUGCAGACCUAACCCGGGCAGUCAAUGCUUUACCCAGAAAUGUAACAUCCCAGAUGUUUAAUGCUAUUGCAGCAGUGACGGGACAGGGCCAGAAUCCAAACACUACUCCAGCACAGUGGGGCUCCAGCCAGUACGGAUACAGCGGAGGCAGCAGUGCUGGAGGAGGAGGCAGCAGCAGUGCUUAUCAUGUGUUUGCCACACCACAGCAGCCUAUAGCUACACCUUUGAUGACUCCCAGCUACUCUUACACUACACCAGGCCAGCAGCAGGCCAUGAGUACCCCGCAGUAUCCCAGCGGCACGCCACAGUCCUCCCACGGCCAUCACGCACAACCCUCGUCCACACCAUCGUCUUCUUCCUCCAGGGUCCGGACACCACAGCCAAAACCAAGCACUCAUGCGGCUGUGGAUUGGGGUAAAAUGGCUGAACAGUGGCUACAGGAGAAGGAGGCAGAGAGACGCAAGCAGAAGUCUCGCGUGACUCCACGCCCUUCGCCGAGUCCCAUGAUUGAGAGCACACCCAUGUCAAUCGCUGGAGACGCCACACCGCUGCUGGACGAAAUGGACCGAUAGACAUUUAACACAGUUGGAUCCCAACUGCAAAAACCUUUCAUCUUCAUUUCAUCUUCAUGUCUGUUCAUCAACUCUCACUGAUCACUUUAGUUUUUUUAAUGGUCAUACAGAACUAAGUGAGACAAACUCUGCAGAUAUGAGCUAAUGACAAACUGAUUCAGGAAAAGGACCUGUGGUGAAAUUUGUCAAGUUUUAUUUUUUCAUUUUCAUUCUUUUACAAACAAGUGCAGAUCAGCGUUUUGAGCUUUUUUUGUUGGUUUUAACAAGAGCUAAAGUUAAGACGAGACACUUAAUAAAAAACAAAUGGAUGAUG
Molecule: messenger RNA, 5581 nt
Organism: Trichomycterus rosablanca
Lineage: Eukaryota; Metazoa; Chordata; Actinopteri; Siluriformes; Trichomycteridae
Gene: supt6h
Product: SPT6 homolog, histone chaperone and transcription elongation factor
Exons: 37
Coding region: 106-5268 (1720 amino acids)
Biological process (GO): nucleosome organization; transcription elongation by RNA polymerase II; transcription elongation-coupled chromatin remodeling
Cellular component (GO): transcription elongation factor complex
Molecular function (GO): histone binding; DNA binding; nucleosome binding
Source: RefSeq, a predicted model, not a curated record